AUUUCUUUAUAAAUUAUAAGUUAAUAGCAGUGAAAAGUAUAUCAAUCAAGUUAUGUCAACAGACUUCUCAAGUCAGUUUUUGAAUAUUCUGGACACACGUCUCUGCACUUUUUCAAGGAGGAGCUUGUCCCCAACCUCAGAGGGGUCUUGUGCUUCAGGCGCAUAUCCCAAGAUGGAGCAGACAAGGGCCUGGGUUCUAAAGGCUUUCCACGGGACACUCGGACUUGAUUGAUCUUGCUAUAACAUAAUUUGCAGAAGUGGAGGCAAUAAGUGCAGUUAUGCCUGGUUUUCCGUUGGGCUUCAUCGGAGCAAGCCUGUUCACUAUAGGGGUCUUCAUUAUUGCAUGGAUUUUAGCAAAAAGUCUGAAGUGCAAUCCUUCUCUGAUGUUUCAAGUCUUUUUUGGUGUACACCCUGGAAGUCUACAGAACAAAGUGGUGUGGAUCACUGGAGCUGGCUCUGGAAUUGGAAAGCAACUUGCCCUGGAUUUGACAAAGUAUGGAGCAAAACUUGUCAUCCACAGUCUCCCUGGAGAGGACCUGGAUUCUUUGAAGGAGCAGUGUAUUCUUCUGGGCUUCUUGAUUCCCCAUAAACCCAUAGGUGGUUCUCAAGGGAAGAUCUCUUCUGAAGAUAUAUACCUAAUCCAUGGGGACAUAACAAGUGGAAAUUUACACCAACAAUGGGUUACUGAUGCCCUCAAGCACUUUGGUCAGGCAAGCACUGUCAUAGCUGGCUCCUUUGAGGAAACCUCUGUAGAAGAUGAUAGGAAGAUGUUUGAAGUAAAUGUGUUUGGAGGUGUCCAGUUAACACGAGCAUUGAUCCCACAUUUCAAGGAAAGAAGGAAGGGUCAUGUUGUGGUGACAUCAAGCAUGUUGGGACGCAUGUUUUCUCCUUCUCAGGCUGUUUACAGUGCCUGCAAACAUGCACUUUUUGGAUACUACCAGGCUCUGGGGAUUGAAGGUGGGAUGUAUGGAUUGGAUGUAACAAUAAUUUGUCCUGGGCCAGUUAAAACACCUUUGAUCUUCAAGCCUUUCAGCAAUGUGAACAAGUCUUUCAUUGACUCUCAGAUGCUUGUAAUGAUCCCCAUUGAUCUCCAUGGCUUACUGGCUGGACAAGUGAUAUGGAUCACAGGAGCCUCUAGUGGGAUAGGUGAGGCAUUAGCAAUAAGACUAGCAUCUCUAAAGGCACGCCUCAUCUUGUCUGCACGGCGUUUGGAAGAACUCCAAAGGGUUAAAAGUCUUUGUCUGGAAACUUCACUUGGGAUGCUUAGUGAAGACUCAAUCCUCCUCCUUCCAAUGGACGUGACAGAAACCGAGAAACACAGCAUGCAUCUAGAAACUAUAAUAAAACACUUUGGGAAAUUGGAUAUCCUGGUGAACAACGCUGGCCGGUCUCAAAGGGCUGAAUUCCAGAGAGUCCAAGUUGAUGUGGAUCGGGCUCUGUUUGAACUCAAUGUCUUUGGUCCUGUGGCCUUAGCCCGAACGGUUCUUCCCCACUUUGUUGAGAGAGGAUCUGGGCAAGUUGUGAUCACAUCCAGUGUAAUGGGGAAGUUUGCUGCUCCAUAUUCAUGCUCAUAUGCUGCCUCUAAGCAUGCCCUUCAUGGAUAUUUUGAGACAUUGAGAGCAGAACAGGCACUGUCUGGAGUUCAUGUGACUCUUCUUUGUCCUGGACCAGUCUUGACAAAUGCAGCUCAAGAAUCUUUCACAGACACUCCUGGCCAGAAGGUGGGAAAACCUUGGGGACAAGGAGGUCGAAUGACCAGUGAAAGAUGUGCCGAUCUCAUUAUGGUAGCCAUAGUGAAUCAUAUUGAUGAAGCUUGGAUCUCACAACAGCCUGUGCUUACCAUUUGCUACCUAGCUCAGUACUUCCCUUCAUUCAUGCGCAAGGCAAUGAGCAUCCUUGGCCCUCGGAUGGCAAACAAACUACGCGAUCAGGAA
Molecule: messenger RNA, 1934 nt
Organism: Darwinula stevensoni
Lineage: Eukaryota; Metazoa; Arthropoda; Ostracoda; Podocopida; Darwinulidae
Source: the annotation of a GenBank genome assembly